Monoraphidium neglectum is the source of this 756-nucleotide messenger RNA. RefSeq lists its product as hypothetical. The coding region runs from base 1 to 756 and encodes 251 amino acids. Lineage: Eukaryota; Viridiplantae; Chlorophyta; Chlorophyceae; Sphaeropleales; Selenastraceae. The transcript has 5 exons. The record is from RefSeq and is a predicted model, not a curated record. Gene Ontology annotation, molecular function: DNA binding.
AUGGCGGCGGAGGCAGAGGCGCAGGCAGCGGCGGUGCUGGAGCAGCUGCAGCGCGUUGGCGCCAAGGUGUUCUUUGAGAAGCAGCUGACGUCUAGCGAUGUUAGUGCUUCGGGACGCGUGGUGGUGCCCAAGGCCAUGGCCGAGCAGUACUUCCCAAAGCUGGACAACCCAGCUGGCAUAUCAUUGGAGGUCGAAGACGCGCACGGAGAAACAUACACGCUGCGGUGGAGGUUUUGGAUCAACAACCAGAGCCGCAUGUACCUGCUGGAGGGCACCGCGGACCUGCAGCACCGCUACCAUUUGAAGAUGGGAGACGUUCUGAUCUUUGCCCAGAAGGGGGACAAGGACAAGGCCGUCGUGCUGGCCGGCCGCCCCGCCACGCGCGCUGACGCCAUGCGCAAGGCGGCCGCGGCGGCGCGCAAGCCGUCGCCGACGCCGGCGGGAGGCGGCGGUGGCAAGGGCGGGGCCGGGCGCAACAAAGACAAGGCCAUCAAGGAGCGCAACCGCCGCGCCGCCAUGCGCCGCCACGGCGUCAACCCGGAGGACGUGGAGCCGCCCGCGGACGGCGUUUUCCGGGCGGUGCCGUCAGACAGCAUGGCGGACGCCCCCAACGCUGUCAGCCAGGUGCGUGCGGGACGGUGGUUGGCGUCCCUCAACCUGGCCGGGGAGCUGUACCAGGCUUUCUUUCCCAAUGAAGACCAGGCAGCGGAGGCCAUCCUGCUCUCCGGCUUCACACAGCCGGACGUGUCGGCAUAG